This is a messenger RNA of Hippocampus zosterae (dwarf seahorse), 6660 nucleotides long. It is a transcript of the gene tulp4b, whose product is annotated as TUB like protein 4b. Lineage: Eukaryota; Metazoa; Chordata; Actinopteri; Syngnathiformes; Syngnathidae. The record is from RefSeq and is a predicted model, not a curated record. The coding region runs from base 681 to 5969 and encodes 1762 amino acids. The transcript is spliced from 15 exons. Gene Ontology annotation, molecular function: protein binding.
UGUCGACUGCAUCGUGCUUGCCCUUAGAACGCAUGUUUGGAUUAUUGACGCUAAAUGGCGCUCGUCUUUUUUUUGCACCGUUAGCGUAUCCCGCAGUUUUUUUCCACCUUCUUCCCAAUCACUCCAAAGCUGAAUGCACGGAAUUGCUCGCGUGAAUCUGCACAUGUGUGAGGAGGUGAAAAUGACGAUCUGCACGUGAGGCAUUCAUUCGGCUGUGUGAUGAUGUCAGAAUGGGAUGAACGGGCUGUGUUUGUCGGCAUGGAGACGGGCCAGUUUUUUCAAUGCGAGGCUGCUGUUGCAUAGAGACACAUUUAUCUAUACUUAAAAAAAAAACCCAAAAAACACCCCAAACAACAUGGUGACUCAAGGUUGAUGCUGUGUAAUGAUGAUUAUUUAAGCAGAGCGACACCCCUUAUCUAGCAGGAUGGAUUUGUUUUUUGUUUGUUUGUUUUUUUUUUAUCUCAAUAAGUCUCAAUUGCAACAGGACAGAGAUAUGGGCUGGGCCAGUGGCGUCAAACUCUUGAGCUGAACGGUCACCAAGGCCGUCACGUCCACUCCGCGAGUGACUAAGUGAAGAGAGGAAAGCGAGAAAGCCAGCAGAAUCGCCAGCGUCCACACCUUGGAAGCUUUUCAUCUGAAUGGAAACAUGGACGCCUUCCGCGGAGGCUUUUUGACUCAACAUGUCCAGAAGCUAUGAGCCGGGCCACUCAGUAGGGAUGUUGGCGGCGGUGGAACACGGUCCCAUCCUGUGCAGCGACUCCAACAUCCUGUGCUUGUCGUGGAAGGGCCGCGUGCCCAAGAGCGAGAAGGACAAGCCCGUGUGCCGCCGGCGCUACUACGAAGAGGGAUGGCUAGCCACGGGCAACGGCCGCGGCGUGGUGGGCGUCACUUUCACCUCCAGCCACUGCCGGCGGGACAGGAGCACCCCGCAGAGGAUCAACUUCAACCUCAGGGGGCACAACAGCGAGGUGGUGCUGGUGCGCUGGAACGAACCCUUCCAGAAGUUGGCCACAUGUGACAUGGAGGGAGGAAUUUUCGUGUGGAUUCAGUACGAGGGAAGAUGGUCGGUGGAGCUGGUCAACGACAGAGGAGCCCAAGUGAGCGACUUUACGUGGUCCCACGACGGCACUCAGGCGCUCAUCGCCUACCGCGACGGUUUCGUGCUGGUGGGCUCGGUCAGCGGCCAGCGGCAUUGGUCUUCGGAGAUCAACCUGGAGAGCCAGAUCACCUGCGGCAUCUGGACGCCCGACGACCAGCAGGUGUUGUUUGGAACGGCCGACGGCCAGGUGAUCGUGAUGGACUGCCACGGCCGCAUGCUGGCGCACGUGCUGCUGCACGAAUCCGACGGCAUCGUGGGCAUGUCCUGGAACUGCCCCGACUUCCUGGUGGAGGACAGCACCGAGAGCGACACCGACUCCGACGACAACUUCCUGCCUUUAGUGCGGCGAGUCAAGCCUUUGUUGACGGUCACCUUCUUGUCGGGAGAAAUCAGCUUGAUGAGCAACUACGAUGACCUGUCCCCUGCCGUCAUUCGCUCGGGUUUGAAAGACGUGGAGGCGCAGUGGUGCUCCCAGGGGGACCUCCUGGCCGUGGCCGGCAUGGAGAGACACGGGCUGCCUUCCGACGCCGGCGUGACCAGGAACGCUCUGGUGAAGUUCUACAACGUGCAAGGGGAACACAUCUACACUUUGGAAACGCCCGCGCAGAGGCCCAUCACCACCAUCUGCUGGGGCCACCGGGACUCGCGGCUGUUUCUGGCAUGCGGUCCGGCGCUGUACGUGGUGCGCGUGGAGCAUCGCGUGGCCAGCCUGCAGCUGCUCUGCCAACAGGGCAUCGCCAGUGCCCUGCGGGAGGAGAAGGACGUGGGCAAGCUCAACAUGCCCUCGCUGCUCUGCUCCUACGUCACCACCGCCUUCAUCCCCACCAUCAAGCCGCCGAUCCCGGACCCCAACAACAUCCGAGACUUUGUCAGCUACCCGACGACUGGCAACGAGCGGCUGCACUGCACCAUGAAACGGGCGGAGGACAGCCCCGAGGCGGGCGGCCCGUGCUACACGCUCUACCUGGAGUACCUGGGAGGGCUGGUGCCCAUCCUCAAUGGCCGGCGCAUCAGCAAAUUGAGGCCCGAGUUUGUCAUCACCGAUCCCAAAACUGACGGCAAAACGGAGGAGGUGUGCGUCAACCCCAUGAUCUCGUACGCCGACAGCUGCAACUGCUCCGACUCCAGCGACGUGGAGCUGAGCGACGAAUGGGUCGGCAAGAAGUCACCCAAGUUCUCCCGGGGGAACAGAAUGAACCUGGAACCGCGCAAAUCUCCUAAACUGUCCCGCGGCCACCAGGACGGUCAGCGGUCACCGCGGUUGGCAUCCAAGAAGCCUCUGGUUCGAUCCCCCAGCCUGACGCGCCGGGAGUUUUCCAUGGACGGACUCACCGAGCACAAUUACUUGGCUCAGGUUACAUCCAACAUCUGGGGGACAAAGUUCAAAAUUGUGGGACUGGCUUCGUUCUUGCCCGCCAAUCUCGGCGCAGUCAUCUACAAGACAAGCCUGCUUCAUUUGCAACCGCGGCAGAUGACCAUUUACCUGCCGGAGGUGCGCAAGAUCUCGCACGACUUCAUGAGCCUGCCCGUGUUCAACCCCAACGUGUUCAGCGAGGACGAGGACGAUUUGCCAGUGAUGGGCUCAUCGUCAGGAGACAACCCACCCUGUACCGUCAACAUUCCCAUCGCUCCCAUCCACAGCCCGGCUCAGGCCAUGUCGCCCACUCAGAGCAUCGGCCUGGUUCAGUCUCUCCUGGCCAAUCAGAACAUUCAGCUCGAUGUCCUCACCAACCCCACAACCAACGCUGCAGCCGCGUCCGUCUCCGUGCCCGCGUCCGACCGCAGCCAAGACCCCCCGCUCGCCGCGCCGUAUCCGGUUCCCGCUAGAUACCCAAACCCCGGGCAGGUGAUCUUCAACGGGCUGGAGAUGGGUCCGCUGCUCCCCGGUACGCUACCUCCACCGCCGCCGCCUCACCAUCUCCCACCCCAGCCGCGGUCCCAGCAGCUGCAAUCCAGGCAGCAGCAGCAGCAGCAGCAGCAGCCGCCGCAGGCCCAGCAGCAGCAGCAACGACAUCAUCUUCAGCAGCUUCACCACCAUCAACCUCCGCAUCAGCAGCAGCACCAGGUCCAGCAGCACCAACAGAUGCCACCGAAUCCACCGCCGGUGGCGGGUGGGCACCCGUUCCAGCAGCAGCAACAGAUCCAGCAGCAACAACAACAAAUGCAGAUGCAGCACGAACAAAUGCAACAGCAGCAGCAGCAGAUGCAGCAGCAGCAGCAGCAGAUCCGCCAGCAGAUUCAGGAGAUGAGACAGCAACAGCAGCAGCUCCAGCAGCAGCACCAGCAGAUCCAGCAGCAGCACCAGCAAAUGCAGAGGCAGCACCAGCAAAUGCAGCAGCAGCUGAAGAUGCAAAUGGCCCUGCCGCCGGCACCCACCGGCUACCCCGCCAUUGCCCUACAGCAGAUACAUCUCCUGCCGCCGCUUCCCCCGCCUCCCACCACAGAGCCCGGACUGGAUCGAGAGUACGCGUUGAAGCCGAGCCUUCCCCGGACUUUACCCCCUUCCUUUAGUGCCAGGGAUGGUGGAUCUGUAGAGAUCCAGGCGAGGAAGGUGAAUCCUCCGCCUCCCUACCCCGGUACGGUGGCGUCCGCGGCGGCCGCAGCCAACGCCGCGGCUCAAACGCUGGUCACAAACUGCGACAGCCCCGGCAUCCUGUCUCCGGACGGCUGCCUGAAGAAAGACGACUUUCUGCUUCAGCCCGUGACCAUCCAGUACCCGACGCCUCUCGGGUACGAAAGGAUAACGACAUUCGACAGCAGCGGUAACGUCGAGGAAGUCUGCCGCCCCCGAAGGCGCCUCGUCCGCAACCAAAACGCGUACGCCGCCCACGGCUCGGCCACGCUGAAGGUAACCUCCUCGGAGAAUAAAAAGAUUCAUCUUCCCUACAGCUCGGCGACACUCAGCCGUCUGUCGGUCCCACGCUACUCCAUACCAAGCGGAGACCCGCCCCCUUAUCCCGAUCCGGCCAAUCAAGUCCCGGCUACCCUCGCACCUCCGCCGCAGAGAUUAGAAAGCAGUCUGAUCCACGCCACCCUGCGCCGGGAGCGCCGCGACGUGACGCUAAAGGUUCCCGCCAUGAUGGACAGCUCCAGGACGCUUCCCACCAAGGCCAAGAUGAACAACAGCGCGUUGGGUUUGAGCUACCAGCAGAGGCUGCCCACCGCGUUGUACACGUGCACGCAGUGCAGCAGCAACAGCAGCGGGACCAGCGUGAGCGUUAGCGGCGGCGGGACGUCCAGUAGCGGCAUUGCGGGUGGCACGGUGGUCAGGCAGGACUUCCCCCCGGGGAAAGGAGCGCACCACAGCACAAUCAUCGUGCACUCCAAAAGUACCUCCCAGUCAUCCUACAGUCUCCUGGGUACCAUGGACACCAGCCGGGACAGAACGGUGUACGUCAACUCCGCUUUCACCGAGGACGAGACCCUCGGCCAGCACCGUCACCCGGACAAACCCGUCCGGCAGAUGACCCUCGGUGACGUCGGCCUCUCGGCAAAACGCCCUCCGCCUUACCAGUGGGAGGCUUCCUCCGCGGAGGAGUUCUGGCUGGCUCCGGAGCAAACCAUGCUGACCCCCCCGGCGCCUCCUCACAAACCCCCUCCGCUCAUCCUCGGCCAGGUUCAGCACUUGGACGUGACGCGGCUACCGUUUGUCCUCACGACGAAGCCGCCGUCCAGCCCCGGCACCAGCACCCUCACCUUCCCGUCGGGCUACCAGAUAUCACUGUCUCCUUUCCCUCCCGGCGUGAGCCACAGUCGACCCCCCGUGCAGACCUUACAGAACCCCCCACCGCAAUGCGGUCCGGGCGAAGUGGUUCUUCCGGUUCCGUUUGCUCAGCAGGACUCCAAUUUGGUUUUAUCGACGGGGUACUCCACAAGUCUGGCUAACUUGGCCUGCUGCACCCUGCCCCCGAUGUACCCGGGUGCCGGUUCCUGCGCCGGGCUUCAGCUGCACGCCGUCAACCUGCACCCCUGGAACCCUUACCCCUGCCCGCCACCCAUGCAGGACCCUCCCGCACCUCCACUUCCAACCAAAACUCAUCAGACAUUAGAGAAGCCCGUCCUCUCGCCACCCCCUGCGACUGCCCCGCCGCCUCCACCGCCACCUCUGCCUCCACCACCGCCGCCCUCGGAGUUGCCCCCUUCCAAAUGCGCCACAGAGGACCCGGCGGAGUCGGCCACCGGCUUUCCGGAGCCGUCGUCUCUCAACGAAAGUCCUGCGACAAAGGAGUCGGACCGAUUCAACAAGAAAAGCCGCAAGAGACCCGACGGCCGAGCCGAGGAGGGCAACGUAUCGUCGGCGUCGAGAAAGGACGGCCGCACGCUGUCGGAUUUCAACUCUCUGAUCGCCAGCCCUCGACUAGGCAACAGAGACAAGAAGAAGCCCAAAGGACCCCGGGAGCAGCUCAACCGAGCCAAGAAGAUGAGCCGGGCUGCCAACGAAUUCCAGGACAGCUCAGAGAGCGAGCCGGAGCUUUUCAUCAGCGGCGACGAACUCAUGAACCAGAACCAGAGCAGCAAGAAGAGUUGGAAGAACAAGCGCAGCCUUCGCAUGGCGAGCGAGCUGGAGGAGAUCAAGUGCCGCAAGGCCAACGAACGGGAGGACCGCAGUUUAGGCAGUCAGGGCUUCGUCUAUGUGAUGGCUAACAAGCAGCCUCUGUGGAACGAAGCCACGCAGGUCUACCAGCUGGACUUUGGAGGACGGGUCACGCAGGAGUCGGCUAAAAACUUCCAGAUCGAGCUUGAUGGCCGACAGGUGAUGCAGUUCGGACGCAUCGACGGGAACGCCUACAUCCUGGAUUUCCAGUAUCCCUUCUCGGCAGUGCAGGCGUUUGCAGUGGCCUUGGCCAACGUGACUCAACGGCUGAAGUGAAGUUUUCAUGGCGCCGACGCAUUCUGACGGUAUCUGCCGCUUUGCUCGAGCAGCUUUUUGGGCCAUUUUCUUACCAUUUCACUUUGUCACGCUUAUGACAUGAGCACUUUGACCCGCCGGAUGAAUGUUUGAAAUUGGCAUUUCAAACAAGCCUCCCGCGAAUUAGCUAAGAUUUGAACUCGGAGCACCUUCUGAAGCCCAUUUAAAUAAGUUUGAAUUAUCGUUAGUUCAACUAUAGCCAGAGUAUGACAAAUUCCCUCACCAAAUAAUGCAACGGCAUUAUUUGAGAUCUUUUUCGAAAGAAAAUGUAAAGUUUUAUCAAAAUAGCAAAUAUAUGAACCACUUGUAGAUUUUUUUGGGGGGUGUCUUUAUCACGAUGAUGAAUGUAUUCAUGAGUGUCAGAAUUUGUGUAUAUAUUUUUUUCUAUCCACGUUACUUCAAGGAAGUGGUGCAUACCUUAUUAGCCUAGUAGUGGAAUCCGAAUUUUUUUUAGCAUUCAUUUUGGGGGGGCCCUUGCAUGCUCCAAAACGUUUUAUUUUUUUGGUGAAAAUUUUUAGGAAGAUAAAUUGCGCCCUGCGCCCCACCCCCUCCACCCCAAGACUCACUCAGCCCCCGACACUACGUAGUUUCAAAAAUCGACACAAAAUGUGGUGGGCAUGUCUCGCAUAACCGCACGCACAAAAAAAAAAGU